ACAGAGAGGAUACGGCUGGAACAACCUGAAGUCUUUCUCGGAGAGACGGAAACUCUCCCCGAACCCUAACCGAACUGAUCUUUAAAAUGCUGUAAUUUCAGACGAUGACAACAGUUUGUUUUGGUGGCAUGUGUGAACAUUUACAAUGAGGAUUCUGUUUGGAGACUGGAUCGCUAUUAUUGCUCAGAUGAGUUUGGGUGCUCAGCUGAAUAUAAAUUAGGUGUUCAGCGCCACAGAUUGCUGGAAGACAGAGAGAGAGGGAGAGACCUGGAGCAAAGACAAUCCACAAAGACAAAUGUCAAGACCGCACACGAUGAGAAGAACUCUCUGUUUGAUCUCGAGUAAUAGAAAUACCACCUUUUGAAAUUUGAAAAUAUCAACAGGUUAAAUCUAAAGUGUUUUUACAACGCGGGGAUGUAUCUUUCUAUUUUCUUUUUCCUCCUCUUAUGGGCUCAAGCCCUGACCUUGAAAAACUUGAAUUACUCCGUCCCAGAGGAACAAGGUCCUGGGACAGUGAUUGGGAACAUUGCCAAAGAUGCCAGACUUGGACUCGAACAAAAUGGGCAAGCAGGACAGGGUAAAAAAGCCAACUUUAGGGUGCUGGAGAAUUCUGCCCCACAUCUCAUCGAUGUGGACCCACAGAGCGGACUGCUGUACACAAAGCAGCGUAUCGACAGGGAAACCUUGUGCAGGAGAAAUCCCAAGUGCCAGCUGUCUAUGGAGGUGUUUGCCAAUGACAAGGAGAUUUGCAUGAUCAAAAUAGAUAUUCAGGACAUCAACGACAACUCACCCACUUUUCCCUCUGAUCAAAUUGAUAUUGACAUUUCUGAAAAUGCUGUGCCAGGUACGCGGUUUCCCUUGACCAGUGCACAUGACCCAGACGCAGGGGAAAAUGGCCUGAAAACCUAUCAGAUAACCCGCGAUGACUACAAUCUCUUUUCUCUGGAGGUAAAGACCCGUGGGGAUGGGACCAAAUUCCCAGAAUUAGUUAUUCAGCGACCACUAGACAGAGAAGAACGUAGCCAUCACACCCUUAUUUUGUCAGCCAUGGAUGGAGGAGAAUAUCCUCGGUCUGGAACCAUGCAGAUAAACGUUAAAGUCAUUGAUUCUAAUGAUAACAGCCCUUUGUUUGAUCAGCCCUCAUAUAUUGUGGAAAUCCCUGAAAAUUCUGCUCCUGGUAAAGUAUUGAUCGAUUUAAAUGCCACUGAUCCUGAUGAAGGAAACAAUGGACAAGUAGUCUAUUCUUUUAGUGGUUAUGCCCCAGAGAGAAUUCGAGAGCUUUUUUCCAUAGAUUCCAGGACAGGAGUCAUAAAGAUUCAGGGAGAAAUUGACUAUGAAGAGAGCCCAGUUAUUGAGAUUGACGUCCAGGCAAAGGAUCUUGGUCCAAAUCCAAUCCCCGGCCAUUGUAAAGUCACCGUUAAAGUGCUUGACAGGAAUGAUAACUGGCCAUCCAUAGGCUUUGUAUCCGUCAGACAGGGAGCCAUCAGUGAGGCGGCACCUCCAGGCACUGUUAUUGCUCUUGUCCGUGUCACUGACAAGGACUCAGGCAGGAAUGGGCAACUUCAGUGCAGAGUACUGGGUAAUGUCCCUUUUAACUUGGAGGAGAACUAUGAUAACUUCUAUACAGUAGUGACAGACCGACCUUUGGACAGAGAAAUGCAGGAUGAGUAUAAUGUCACCAUUGUGGCUAAAGAUAAUGGCAUUCCUCCUCUAAACUCUACAAAAUCCUUCACUGUUAAAAUCCUAGAUGAGAAUGACAAUAUUCCUCGCUUUACCAAGUCAGUUUACCUCCUUCAGAUCCCUGAGAACAACAUCCCCGGAGAGUACCUUGGCUCAGUUCUGGCUCAUGAUCCUGACCUUGGCCAGAAUGGCACAGUGUACUACAGCAUAAUCAACUCCAAUGUCAGUGGGGGUGAUGUCAACACCUAUGUUAAUGUGAACGCUGCUAAUGGAGCCAUCUAUGCUGUAAGAUCCUUCAACUAUGAGCAAAUAAAGUAUUUUGACUUCAAAGUUCUUGCUAAAGAUGCAGGAUCUCCGCAUCUGGAAAGCAAUGCCACCGUGCGCAUCAGUGUUCUGGAUGUAAACGACAAUAUCCCUGUCAUUGUUCUGCCGCUACUCCAGAAUGACACUGCAGAGAUCCAUGUGCCUCGUAAUGUUGGUGUUGGCUACAUCGUCACCACGGUGAGAGCGGUGGAUAAUGAUUAUGGUGAGAGUGGGAGGCUCACCUAUGAGAUCUCAGAUGGCAAUGAAGAGCACCUUUUUGAGAUUGAUCCCGUGACUGGAGAGGUGCGAACCGCCCACCAGUUCUGGGAGGAUGUGAGCCCCAUCGUGGAGCUGAUCAUACGAGUGAUGGACCACGGCAAGCCCACCCUCACGGCUGCUGCCAGGCUCAUCAUCAAAGCUUACAAUGGACCUCUACCUGGUGGGGAACCACGUAUCAAUGAGGACAACCGUAAUUGGGACAUGUCCCUACCUCUUAUUAUCACUCUCAGCAUUAUAUCCAUAAUGCUUCUGGCUGCCAUGGUGACCAUAGCAAUCAAGUGCAAACGGGAAAACAAGGAGAUCCGCACCUAUAACUGUCGCAUUGCAGAGUAUUCGCACCCGCAGCUGGGGAAAGGCAAGAAGAAGAAGAUUAACAAGAACGACAUCAUGCUGGUGCAGAGCGAAGUGGAAGAGCGGGAUGCCAUGAAUGUGAUGAAUGUGGUAAGCAGCCCUUCCUUGGCCACCUCUCCCAUGUACUUUGACUACCAGACACGCCUGCCACUCAGCUCACCAAGAUCAGAGGUCAUGUACCUCAAGCCCACUUCCAAUAACCUCAGCGUGCCCCAAGGCCACGUGGGAUGCCACACCAGCUUCACAGGCCCAGUCACCAGCACUACAGACACACCUACUAACCGCAUGUCCAUUAUACAGACGGACAGUUUCCCCACUGAGCCUAAUUACAUGGGUAGCAGACAACAGUUUGUUCAAAGCAGUUCAACGUUCAAGGACCCUGAGCGAGCGAGCCUUAGAGACAGCGGUCAUGGUGACAGCGACCAGGCUGACAGCGACCAGGACACCAACAAAGGCUCCUGCUGUGACAUGUCUGCAAAGGAAGCCCUCAAGAUGAAAGCUACAGGUGUGAAACCACCACCUUUAGAGCAAGAUGAGGAUUGUGUGAAUUGUACAGAGGAGUGCAGAGUACUGGGUCAUUCAGACCGCUGCUGGAUGCCCCAAUUCCCAGCUGGAGGAAACCAGGCAGAGGGAGUUGACUAUCGCAACAACAUGUUUGUGCCACCAGGGAUGGAGAUGGUGCCUGAGACAGAGACCUAUGAAACUGUCAAUCCCAAUGGAAAGAAGACAUUCUGUACUUUUGGCAAAGAACGACGUGACCACACAAUCCUUGUAGCCAAUGUUAAGCCCUACUUGAAAGCGAAACGCGCCCUUAGCCCACUGCUCCAAGAAGUACCCUCAGCUUCCAGUAGCCCCACGAAGGGCUGCUCUACCAUGUCUACUUGCUCUUCAGUCAAAAGCCCAGCUGAUGGGGCUGAAGGCAAGCAUCCUCCUGCUACGUGCUCAGGCCAUUACGGGCCUCCUGAUGGUCAAUACAUGUCACCAACCAAACAAACCAGGGAGCAGGGGUUCUAUCCACCCCUGCCUCCCUCAGAUCCAGUGGCCAAAGUGUUAGCUGAGGCCCGGUCCAGGAUCAGCCAGGAGGCAACAGGUGAAAUGGAGUGUAUCCGGGAGCAGGCAGAAUCCGAUGCCAAGGGUGAUGGAAUGGAAGCUGACCCAGUGGUGAGAGACAUCGACAAACUUUUGCAGGACUGUCGAGGAAGUGAGGCCACCGGGACACUCAGGAAGUGAUACAAAAGAUGGCCAUGAAUGAAGUAGUGGAGAGAGGAGUAUAAUGUUAUUUUGUUACCUCUCUCACCAAAUCUGUCACCAAAACUAAUACAAAGUUAAAUGGCUGACAUUGUCAAGCUGUUUUCACUGUAGUUGUUGUUGAUAAGUACCAACACUGGAAGUACAAACAUUUCUAAUGACAGUCAUUUGGCACCAGCUUCCGUGCCAAGACCACAGCGAACAAAAUAAUGAACUGCAACAAACAUCUGAAUUCUGUUAAAUUUAUGAACUCUUUCAGUUUGGGAUUUUUAAAUAAAUUGCAGAGGUUUAUACCUCUGGCACCUCGCAAGCUAUUAUCUAUAAGUGCCCACCAGCUCAUAAGUGUGAUGUUCAUGGUCCCUCGUGAAUUUCUACAUAUCUAAGAAGGCAGAUUUCUGUUAUGUGUGAUGGCCAUAGACCUUGAAUUAAAAAAACAAAACAAAAGACUGGUCAGACAUGACAAUCGAAACAGAGAAAAAAGUUGCAGUCUUUCUGGACAGAAAAAGACAGAAAUACACAAACAACCUUAUCUUUUCUGACUUAAAUGUUGUUGAAUUGUGAUGGAUCCCGUAGCUGAUGUUGGAGAGGUUGACUUAUCAGGGCUGUGUUUACCAGCUGGUUAUGGACUUGGGGUUUGAGGGGCCUAAAUGCUCAACCGAUGGAGAGAUAUUAACAGUGUAACCAUGUUUCACCUGUCAUUUGUAGCACCAUGUGUAAACUGUGUCUGUCUCAUGCCUCUAUUUAAACAUUCAUGUUGCUGUCCAGUGUAGCAACAUACACCACUUUUACAAAUACGUGCACUACACUUUGCCUGUGCACUUGCACUCUACACACAUGCCCUGAUGCUCCUUCACACACACACACACACAUACACACAGAUACAUACACUGGACAUCUGUGUAAUUGUCUAAUACAUAUACAUCAUCAGCUUUCAGUCUCUUGUGUACGGUGAAUUACCAUUUGUGUGCCGAUGCCUUAAGGCAAUCAUGACUUGUAUAAAAAGGGACAUUUUUCCUCAGCUGUGAAAAGACAAUAUCUAUAUGAUUAUAUAGAUGACUAUAUGUAAGAUCCAUGUAUAGUGUCCAAUAUUAACACAAUAUUUAUACAUUUUUUAAAGGAAAAAAAAAUGGAUGAUGAAUCUCAGCAAAAAAGUGUUCUAGAGAUUGUUGUGGUGAUGAGAGACCAUCAACUCAAAGAACCACAAAGGAUAAUGCCAUUCUUUUGAAGGAAAUAUCCAAAAAUAUAAUGAAACAAGAAAAUGUCCCUUCACAUUAUCACUAUACAUAAUAUCAUUAUAUGUGUAAAUGUAUCCAAUUUAGAUGUGUUUACAUAAAAAAAUGACAUAUUUUUUAUUGAUUUUACUGCAAUUUUCUGUGCAUUUGAGCCAAAUUGUUAUGUGUACAAAAGCUAUAUUGUGUAUUUUAUUAAAUUAAUAUAUAGUUGUGUUGCAAUAUACAUGGGCUUAUAUUGUAUUUGGCAAAAGUUGCCUUAGUAGCUGUCGAACUCUGUGAGUUUGCUUUAGUUUGGGUUUUUGUUGGUGUAAUUCUCCCCCUACCCCCUGACACACACACAUACACACACACACUCUUCUCUACUCUGCAUCUUUGCAGGCUGGCUUCAGUGCUUUUGAGAUGUUGCCUCUUUUUAACCCUGAGAUCCAGCCGGAUCGAACACAAAUAACUGUUGAAAGCUUAAUGAGCCAGCUGAUCUAGGUUACAUUUCAAACCAACAAUGAAAAGCACCAACCACAAGAUCACAGUUUAAAUAUUUUUAUUGAGCAGAUUUUUACAGGGCAGCUAUUUUCUUUUACAAAAAUUCGUAUACAUAAUUUGUGCUCAUUAUGUUUUGUUUUGUUUAGGUUUUUGUUUCUUUCCAAAAAAUAACCUGCCAUAUGGAAAGUGGAGUGGUUUCCUUGGUGAUCAUAAAACUGCCUUACUGUCUCUGCAGAGAACUUGUUGUAUCUGUGGAGCUUGUGACUGCUUAUAAAAGCCCUGGUCCACCAGAAUGUGCAUUUUCUAUAAAGGACCAAA
Messenger RNA from Thalassophryne amazonica, 5891 nucleotides. It is a transcript of the gene pcdh17, whose product is annotated as protocadherin 17. Gene Ontology annotation, cellular component: plasma membrane. The transcript has 5 exons. Lineage: Eukaryota; Metazoa; Chordata; Actinopteri; Batrachoidiformes; Batrachoididae. The record is from RefSeq and is a predicted model, not a curated record. The coding region runs from base 415 to 3843 and encodes 1142 amino acids. Gene Ontology annotation, biological process: homophilic cell-cell adhesion. Gene Ontology annotation, molecular function: calcium ion binding.